UUCUUCUUCGGAAUAGUCUCUGCAAAAGAAGUAAACUGAUUGAGAAACAGAACAGAACUCCAUUUCCAUCGCUCCAUUCUUCAGAUCCAACGCCCAAUUUCUUCCCCAGAAAGCUAAAACCCAUUUUUCCUUCCGCCCCAACAAAUUCUCCCCCCGAAAAACCCUUAGAUCCGUGCAAAUUUCACUCUAAAACCCUCGAUUUUCCUUCAAUGUCACGGGUCAAAUUCGCCGCCGUCUACGGCACCGUGCCCUCUCCGCCCGCCGCCACAUUCCCCACCACUUCCGGCGAAGCUCCUCCAUCUUUCCCCUCCAGUUCCUCCUUUCUCGAACACGCUAAAACUACCACGCAAUCCCUAAUCGCCAAACAGCGGCCAUGGCGAGAGCUCCUCGAUUUCUCCGCCUUCUCUCUCCCUUUAAGCUCCGAUGACGCUAUGGCGAGAAUCCGCCAGAACGUGAACUACUUUCAUGUCAAUUACGCCAUGGUGAUGCUCGUCAUCGUCUUCUUCAGCUUAUUCUGGCACCCGACUUCGUUCUUCGUUAUCUUGCUCGUCUUCGUUGCUUGGUUGUUCUUCUACUUCCUCCGCGAUCAGCCUCUCGUUCUCUUCGACCAAACGUUCGAUGAUAAAGUUGUUUUGGGGGUUUUGAGCAUUUUUACAAUCAUCGCUCUUGUUUCUACUGAUGUCGGAUCGAAUGUUUUGGGAGCCCUAACAACAGGGACCGUCGUUGUUGCGUUGCACGCGGCGUUUCGGAGUACGGCGGAUCAAUUUCUCGAUUUGGAGACUGCUACACAAGGGGGAUUGCUGUCGGCUGCGGGAAAUCAGCAACAACAACAACAACGAGGCUACACUCGGAUUUGAUGGGGUUUAUGUCAAAUUGCUGUUCUUCCUGGCUUGGAUUGUUUUGACAUUAGAGAUCCUUGAUGGGAUUGUUGGAUUGAAUUCCUUAUUGCUUGCUUGCUGGGAUUCAUCUUGUCAAUUGGAAUCUGGUUUAUUCAAGAUGCAUAGUCAAUGCAUUUACAGGGUUUAUGUCAAAUUGCUGUUCUUCCUGGCUUGGAUUGUUUUGACAUUAGAGAUCCUUGAUGGGAUUGUUGGAUUGAAUUCCUUAUUGCUUGCUUGCUGGGAUUCAUCUUGUCAAUUGGAAUCUGGUUUAUUCAAGAUGCAUAGUCAAUGCAUUUGUAGGGUUUAUGUCAAAUUGCUGUUCUUCCUAGCUGGGAUUGUUGUGACAUUAGAGAUUCUUGAGCUAGGAUUAGAUGAUACUGGUAUGUCAAAUUGCUGUUCUUCCUGGCUUGGAUUGUUGUGACAUUAGAGAUUCUUGAGCUAGGAUUAGAUGAUCCUGGUAUUUAAUUUCCAUGGUUUGAUUUGUAUAUUUGGGAUGCAGGGGUUUCUUGAAUUUGGUGGAAGAGUUCUUCAUGCUUUUGCCUGUUUUUUUCAUACGUAUAUGUAAAUUAUUCAAUGAUCAACGGUGGCUCACCUCGCAAACUUGAACAUUUAGCAGGAGGAGCUAUGAUUUGCCUUUGUUCUAUAAUCUUGUGCUUGCAUCGUUUGAUUUGAUCUUCUCUGAAUUUGUGAUUA
Cucurbita moschata (crookneck pumpkin) is the source of this 1571-nucleotide messenger RNA. Its product is annotated as PRA1 family protein F3-like. Gene Ontology annotation, cellular component: endoplasmic reticulum; Golgi apparatus. NCBI's taxonomy places the organism in Eukaryota, Viridiplantae, Streptophyta, Magnoliopsida, Cucurbitales, Cucurbitaceae. The transcript is spliced from 2 exons. The record is from RefSeq and is a predicted model, not a curated record. Gene Ontology annotation, biological process: vesicle-mediated transport. Bases 210 to 857 code for a protein of 215 amino acids.